GUUAAGACAUAGGAAAACGCCAUUUCAGUACGAUUGUAUGAUGCCAUUGACGAACCGCACUUGCACGCACCUAUCGCUUCUUUGGGGGGCAACGGAUCAAGGAGAACAGUUGUGACUUGCUCAUAGCCAUGGAAAACAAUGGCGAAAUUAACGCUGCUGCAUCAUCGACAGAAUAUGCAACUUCAACCGGAGAAACCCCGUCUCGAGACACCCCGCCCACGUUAUCUUUGGCCAAUCAGGACAGCGCAGACCAAGAAAACGACAACACCAACAAAAGCUUCGAGGAGAAACCCGCAAGAGCCAAAUUCACCUACCACCAGAAAGCCACAUUUGCCAGCGCUGUGCUGGCUUCACUGGCAAGCAUGAUGGCCUUUUCCAUUAUUUCUGUUUUCUACCCCAUCGAGGCAAAGGCGAAAGGGAUGUCACCGACUGUAAUUGGACUGGUGUUUAGCGCAUUCGCCUUCUCUUCAGGAAUUGGAUCACCAAUUUGGGGCAAAAUUAUUCCUGUUUUUGGAGCUCGUUUCAUUUUUCUGGCAGGAGCGUUCGUCACAGGUGGAUGCAAUAUCUUGUUUGGGUUUGUUAUUGACAUGCCAACCUACGCAACUUUCACUGCGUUCAGCUUCGCCAUAAGGCUCUUGGAAGGGCUUGGCACGUCGGCCACACUUACUGCGUCAUCGGCCAUUGUGGCGUUUAACUUUCCCGAGAACGUCGGAACAACAGUGAGCUUGGUCGAGAUGGCAGGAGGGCUGGCAUUUGCAAUCGGACCAGCAAUUGGUGGUGUGCUUUAUGAUGCUGACGGCUUCAGGCUUCCGUUCUUUGUCCUGGGCGGGGUUGUUCUAGCAAUAGAUGUCGUCAAUUUCUUCUUAUUGCCUCAGACAGGAAACAAAAAAGAAGAGUCUGGUCCAAUGAUUCGAGUUCUGAGCAUACCGGCUAUUUGGGUGGCCUUCCUGGCUGUUGCUGUGGCAGCGACUUGCUUCGCAUCCAUCGACCCAACGUUAGCGGUUUAUUUGAAAAAGCUUGAUUUCACUGUGAUGCAGAUCAGCUUACUCUUUCUAAGUUUCGGUUUACCAUACGCAAUUUUCUCCGUUAUUUGGGGAGCUGUUGCGGACGCAAAGAAAGCCACACGAAUUAUGAUCGUCCUCGGAGCAUUUGGCAGCGCACUUUUCUUCCUAUUCCUCGGACCGUCGCCAUUGCUGAACAUACACUCCUCCAAGCUGCUUGUUAUUCUUGUCAUUCCCACUGGCACCAUAAUGAUUAGCUUGAUCGUUAUGCCGACGUUUGUGGACAUGUUCAGCUCUGCAGAAUGGUAUGGUAUUCCUACCAACCUUGGGUUGUCGUCCAUACUAUCUGGCGUCUGGACGGGUGCAUUUUUUGUCGGGACUUUGAUAGGGCCCUUGCUUGGGGGCGCCCUGACGGAGAUCUAUGGAUUUGCUUUCGCAACUACAGUUUUAGCUGGGGUUUUAAUCAUUGUCAUGAUCGUGGUGUGUCUGUUUGGAGUCUGGGAGUAUCGCUGUGGCAAAGGGAGACGGGUCCCGAGAUCACGGCUUGAGAUGGAGGCUAACACAACUAACGAGGAACAGAAGCCACUUAUUUCAAGUGAUGUGUGAUGUGCGUUUCUGAAUACUUCCUACAAGUCAACUAUUGCUGGUCCAAUUUCAUUAAUUGACUGACUGAUUGACUUGACUUCAGUAAUGGUACGUUCUUAAAAGUCAUGGACGUUAUGAGGUCAGGCUGUGUGCAAGGAUAGAGAACAUAUAAGUAUUAAUUAGUUUGCAUCAAAGGGUACCAGCGACGCUCUAGGCUGGCCUAGUCUUCUUUUCAGAGGUUCUACGCCCAAUUAUUAUAUGUGUACAGCACUUAAUUUGUUUGGGAGGCCUUGUUGCAUGUUUAAAAUUACUAACUAACACAUUAACGAGAUUCUUCUAUGACGGCACAAAGUAGAUUAUUUUUGUCAUAUAUUAUCAACUUAUUUAACCAUAUAAUUAUUAUAACAACUUAAGUAAAACCUAUUAUGUGUACUACUAUACACUAUUUUUUAUUGAAAUUAGACUUUGUUGGUUAUAUUUCUUUAUCGGGAUAAUGUGUAUAUUGGUGUUUGGGAAUUAUAGUUUCUUAAUUGCUUGUAUCAAAGCUGAAGGUGCGAACCAUGAAUUUCCGGUGUUAUUCUAUUCAUCUCUCUUACAGGAGAUUCAUUGUUUGUUUAUUUGUUUGUUUUUUUUUAUAUAUAAAAAGUCCCAACAUUCAUUGCUUCCACAUGGUGAUGGGAAGUACUUUCAACGGUGGCGUUCGAGUAGCUUGUUUGUGUAUACACGGUUGUACACUCGAUGAAGUCACAAUAUGAGGCUAAUAAGACUGAAAGCUGGAUUGGAUUUAAUCCAGAUUUCGGGAACAAAGCCCUGAUUGUCUAACAGCAUAGUAUCAUCUACAAUGAUCACAGAAUGGCCGGUCUUAAAUUUCGCUAGAUCAGACCGAGGCUCAUUGGGGCCAUGCCAAAUGGGGCCAAUUUUGCACGUAAUCAAUAUUUUGAGAACAAGAAAGAAACCUGUAUCAUUUGAUAGUUUGGCACUUAUAGAUAAUGGAAAUAUAACUCAAACACAAUUUAGAUCAGACCUUUAAGAGCGGCGCGAAAAGCGCAGAGGGGCGUGGCCGUCACCCGUCUUCCUUUUUCACUGAUACCGUAGCAACGCGACGAUAGAAAAGAAAACGAAACCAAUUUCUACUGAUGCCUUGGUACUUGUAGAACAGACUUAUUAACUUAGUAGCGGCGUACAUAUUCGCUUAUAUCCUCGCAAUGCACUUUUAAAUCCAAGUGCCAAGUUUCCCUGACAGGUUUGCUGCAGUCUUUCAGAUAUUUUUUUUUACACCACGUUUAUGAAAAGAGGCACACGUUUGUCGUAAAAUGUCCAUUUUCCAAAAACAGGUGGGCCUAACUGUAUACAUGUACACAGAUUUGCUAAAAAAAUUAGAAUAAAAAAACAAAACCAAUUGUUACUGAUGCCUUGGAUGUUGCUGAAAUUGAAAAUGUAUCUUAAGAGUGAUUUUAGACCAUACUAAUCAACUUAAGAGCGGCGCAAAAAGCACGUAGGGGCGUAGCCGCAACAUUGGUGGCAAACGGGUGUAUUUUGAAGGGGAAAAAUCAUUGUCAAUGUUCAAGGUCUUCUUUUUUUUUUUUUUUUACCAGAGAUUAAACCAAUUUUCUAGCACAGGUUGUGAAUAAUGUUUUGAA
Patiria miniata (bat star) is the source of this 3226-nucleotide messenger RNA. Its product is annotated as MFS-type transporter SLC18B1-like. The record is from RefSeq and is a predicted model, not a curated record. The coding region runs from base 129 to 1607 and encodes 492 amino acids. The transcript is spliced from 14 exons. Gene Ontology annotation, biological process: chloride transport; transmembrane transport. Lineage: Eukaryota; Metazoa; Echinodermata; Asteroidea; Valvatida; Asterinidae. Gene Ontology annotation, molecular function: voltage-gated chloride channel activity. Gene Ontology annotation, cellular component: membrane.